AACAGGGACCUCCGAUACCAGAACGAUCAAAAUGGGGCGAAUAAAUUUUGAUGAGCUCGAACGAAGGCUAAAAAGGUCUCAUUGAUUGGCUAAAUCCAAGAGGAGCUCGAUCCACCUUCGUCUCUCGCAGCACCUUUCUAGGGUUUCUUCGGUUAAUUUCAUGGCGCUUCGUCGUCUGCUCCGAAAGAAUUUGUUCGAGCAAGUCUCGGGCGUUCGAUCUCUCUCGACUGUAGCGGGCGAGCCAAUUCGAGCUACGCUCUUUCCUGGUGAUGGAAUUGGCCCCGAGAUCGCAGAAUCAGUUAAGAAGGUGUUCAAUGCAGCUGAAGUGCCUAUUGACUGGGAUGAACAUUUUGUUGGGGACCAAGUGGACCCAAGAACACAGAGCUUUAUCACAUGGGAAAGUCUGGAAUCAGUUCGUAAAAAUGGUGUGGGCCUUAAGGGACCAAUGGCUACGCCCAUUGGAAAGGGCCACAGAUCUUUGAACCUUACUUUACGCAAAGAGUUGGGUCUGUAUGCCAACGUGAGGCCCUGUUAUAGUCUUCCUGGAUACAAAACCCGAUAUGAUGAUGUCAAUCUGGUAACAAUUCGUGAGAACACUGAAGGGGAGUACAGCGGCCUUGAACACCAGGUGGUGAGAGGUGUUGUGGAAAGUCUUAAGAUCAUUACUCGUCAAGCCAGCAUCAGGGUUGCAGAAUAUGCGUUUCACUAUGCCAAGACUAAUGGCCGACAAAGGGUGUCAGCUAUUCACAAAGCAAACAUCAUGAGAAAGACUGAUGGUCUUUUCCUCAAGUGUUGCCGUGAGGUAGCUGAGAAGUACCCUGAGAUUACUUAUGAGGAAGUAAUCAUCGACAACUGUUGCAUGAUGCUCGUGAAAAAUCCUUCUCUCUUUGAUGUAUUAGUGAUGCCAAAUCUAUAUGGAGAUAUAAUUAGUGACUUGUGUGCUGGCUUGAUUGGUGGUUUGGGCUUGACUCCUAGCUGCAAUAUUGGUGAGGGAGGCAUUUGUCUGGCUGAGGCUGUACAUGGGUCAGCUCCUGAUAUUGCUGGAAAGAAUCUCGCAAAUCCUACAGCCCUCCUCCUGAGCUCUGUCAUGAUGCUUCGUCACCUGCAGCUAACUGAUAAAGCUGAUAGGAUCCAAAAUGCGAUACUCAAGACCAUUGCUGAAGGAAAAUACAGAACAGGUGAUCUUGGUGGCACUGCAUCCACUACUGAUUUUACAAAAGCAUUAUGCGAUAACCUUUGAAUUUUUUGAGUGAAUCGACUUAUAGCGGAAUCAUUCUACUUCUCGCUCAUUGAGUUGUGAGUUAGCGAAUAAAGGGACCUGGAAAUUUCUCAAUUCUUAUUGUUUUUCAUCUUAUAUUGUUAUGGUCGGCAACAUCUCGAGCGGGAAGUUGUAAAUUUUUUGUUUUCUUGGUUUAUUUUCCCUAUUUUGUGCUUUGACCGGGGAUUGCUUGUUAGUUAUUGCUUGGUUGGCACUGUUAACAUCGAAACCAAAGAGGCCAGGGUAAAUAAAAAAAUUAUCUUUUUCAA
This is a messenger RNA of Asparagus officinalis (garden asparagus), 1527 nucleotides long. Its product is annotated as isocitrate dehydrogenase [NAD] catalytic subunit 5, mitochondrial-like. Bases 161 to 1240 code for a protein of 359 amino acids. Lineage: Eukaryota; Viridiplantae; Streptophyta; Magnoliopsida; Asparagales; Asparagaceae. The record is from RefSeq and is a predicted model, not a curated record. Gene Ontology annotation, cellular component: mitochondrion. The transcript has 8 exons. Gene Ontology annotation, molecular function: magnesium ion binding; isocitrate dehydrogenase (NAD+) activity; NAD binding. Gene Ontology annotation, biological process: isocitrate metabolic process; tricarboxylic acid cycle.